This is a messenger RNA of Cokeromyces recurvatus, 602 nucleotides long. RefSeq lists its product as uncharacterized. The record is from RefSeq and is a predicted model, not a curated record. The transcript has 3 exons. The coding region runs from base 47 to 481 and encodes 144 amino acids. Lineage: Eukaryota; Fungi; Mucoromycota; Mucoromycetes; Mucorales; Mucoraceae.
AAAAAAAAUUAAAAUUAAAUCCUAUUACUUAAUCUUAUAAAAAAAAAUGAAGAAUAUAAUUCUACUUAUUUUGCUUUCUAUCCUUGGAACAAAUGCAUUUUGUAUAUACAAUAACAUUGAAAAGGGCGCAGAUGGUACAGUUACAAAAUAUUGGUUAAGACAACAGCCUUAUAAUGCUGGUCCCAAUUAUUUCUCGCGUUUUGCAAAUUACAAUUUAGCCAAUGGCGAGAAAACAUGUUGUGCUUACACAAACACGGAUUGCUGUAGAUCUGGAAAAAUUGAUGAUGAACUCUACAUGGUUGCUGCAAGAACUACCGGCACUAUGACCUUCCCUCCUCUCGUUAUCAGUUUUCCCUCGGGUGGUUCGAUUGUGUUUAAUGGUGACGCAAAUCCAGCAACCGAGAAGAUCAAGGUCUACAACCCUGAUGGUUCACCUUAUGGCUUUAAAUUCAGAGUCGACGAUCAAGCUGGAUAUACAUAGGGAUUAUAUCUGAUUAGAAGAGAAAAAAGACUCUAUUCUUUAAUACUUAACUUAUUCUAUUUACUGUUAUAUUAAACUAUGAAUUAUACAUAGAUGAUUAUUUAUUUACUUGAUGUAAAAU